AUGGGCAAGGGAAACUGCUCCGGUGUGACCGAGUUCAUUCUCCUCGGAUUCGCAGAAGCCCCUGAGUUGAGAGUCGUCCUCUUCUCUGUGUUCCUUCUCAUCUAUGGAGUCACGGUGCUGGGCAACCUGGGCAUGAUGGCAGUGAUUCAGGUCAGCUGUCACCUUCACACUCCCAUGUACUUUUUCCUCAGCCACUUGUCCUUUGUGGAUUUUUGCUACUCCACCGUCAUCGUGCCAAAGAUGCUAACUAGUACCUUAAACGAGGACAAAGCCAUUUCUUUCCUGGGGUGCACCGUGCAAUUCUACUUUGGCCACUUUCUUCCCUGUCUUACUGUCGACACUGGACUGUGCAUUCCUUGGAGAUGA
Molecule: messenger RNA, 366 nt
Organism: Puma concolor (puma)
Lineage: Eukaryota; Metazoa; Chordata; Mammalia; Carnivora; Felidae
Product: olfactory receptor 5L1-like
Biological process (GO): G protein-coupled receptor signaling pathway
Cellular component (GO): membrane
Molecular function (GO): G protein-coupled receptor activity; olfactory receptor activity
Source: RefSeq, a predicted model, not a curated record